CGUCAGAGUUGGGUUUUAAGACCUAUAAAAACUCCACCAACAUUACCAGACGUUCCUCAGCACUUCAACUUUCAGCACUGCAUCAUGUUUGACAUCUACGCUUUAGCUGUAUCGCUCAUUGGAGGCGCUAUAAUCACAUUUCUUGCUAACGUUGCCUCGAUCGAAUCUCGGAGUGUACCGAAGACGCUCCGUGAUACAUUAUCCUCCUUCAUUGGCUUCAUUCGAGCUGUAUUUGGCAGCGAACAAGACGACCAACAGGGUAAUCCUUUGACAAGAGCGCAAGUCACCGCAGCAUUUCCGCAAGGAACGUGGCAGCGUAAUGCCUACGAAGACUAUAAGGCAGUUCUCCUCGAUGAAGAACUAAUCUUCCCCUGUGUCUAUGCCACAAAGGGCUUUAAAUCAGAUGACCAGCUCUAUUUUUUCAUCGACUCGGAUGACCUGUCAGACCCACGUCAUAUCCGUGCUCUUGCAAAGGGACUUUCCACAUACCUCCGUCAAGCUCGCCAGCUUGGCCCCAACACCUCCCUUGUUCUCCUUGCCAAGCAAAAUGACAAUAACACACGAACAGUAGAGGAAUACAACACUCUGUUCUGGGAACUCCUCAAUGGUCUCGCCAAGCUUGAUGAGAAGCCCUGGCCUUCAACUGUACCCCGCGACAUUGACACAGACAGAUGGUGCUUCUGCUUUGGCGGAGAACAAUUCUUUACUGUCAUCCAAACCCCUGCUCACCAGGUCAGGCGCACGCGUUAUGCGCCAGGCCUGACCAUGGUCUUCCAGCCCAAGUGGAUUUUUGACAUUCUCUUCAGCACUGAUGCAAAGCGUGCGGGUGCGCUCGCAAAAGUUCGUACCCUCCUCGCCAAGUACGAUCCAAUCCCUGUCAGCCCCGAGCUGAAGAACUACGGCGAGGAAGGAUCGCGGGAGUCCAAGCAGUACUUCUUGCUGGAUGAAAAUGAUCCGGCGCCGUGUGCAUAUAACAAACUCAGUGACUCCGAGAUCAUUGCCACAUAAAACGAACUACAACACCUUCCUAAUGCGGAGUCACACAGAUAAUGCAGUGCUUCGUUGAAUUUAAAAUUGUGUAACCUAUAACAUACCAGGCGUUGGGCUGGAGUGGGCCGG
Suillus subaureus is the source of this 1119-nucleotide messenger RNA. RefSeq names its product YqcI/YcgG family-domain-containing protein. The transcript is spliced from 4 exons. The record is from RefSeq and is a predicted model, not a curated record. NCBI's taxonomy places the organism in Eukaryota, Fungi, Basidiomycota, Agaricomycetes, Boletales, Suillaceae. Bases 85 to 1008 code for a protein of 307 amino acids.